Messenger RNA from Camellia sinensis, 1411 nucleotides. RefSeq names its product oxidoreductase, zinc-binding dehydrogenase family protein. Lineage: Eukaryota; Viridiplantae; Streptophyta; Magnoliopsida; Ericales; Theaceae. The record is from RefSeq and is a predicted model, not a curated record. Gene Ontology annotation, molecular function: NADPH binding; oxidoreductase activity, acting on NAD(P)H.
ACAGGAGUUGGCUGGGGGAGGAUCCGGACUCUUUCUCAUCUACUCACAUCUUCUCGCGAUCCAAACGGAGUAAGACAAAGAAGUGCAGCGGUAAAUAGUCAUCAGUGACACUGACACAGUCGUGUUGAGUUCUUCAACCUCUCUCUCUCUCUCUCAAUCCCCAACAAUAUCCACCAACACCAACACCAACAAUGAAGGCCGUAGUGAUAAGCAAUCCAGGCGGCCCCGAAGUCCUGCAAAUACAAGAGGUGGAAGAUCCAGAAUUCGGAGACGACGAAGUCCUCAUCAGAGUCGAAGCCACAGCUCUCAACAGAGCCGACACUAUUCAACGCAAAGGCCUGUACCCUCCUCCCAAGGGCUCCAGUUCUUUUCUUGGUCUCGAAUGUUCUGGAACCAUCCAGGCCCUCGGCAAGAAUGUCACUUGCUGGAAAAUCGGUGAUCAGGUAUGUGCUCUUCUUAGUGGAGGAGGGUAUGCUGAGAAGGUGGCUGUACCAGCUGGACAAGCUCUUCCUGUUCCAGCUGGUGUUUCUCUUAAAGAUGCUGCUAGUUUGCCCGAAGUGGCAUGCACUGUUUGGUCAACUGUCUUUAUGAUGAGCCGGCUAUCCGCAGGAGAAACAUUCCUGAUACAUGGAGGCUCUAGUGGGAUUGGUACAUUUGCAAUCCAAAUAGCCAAAUACCAAGGAGCCAAAGUGUUUGUCACAGCAGGAAGUGAGGAAAAAUUAGCUGCUUGCAAGGAUCUUGGAGCUGACGUGUGCAUCAACUACAAGACUGAAGAUUUCGUUGCACGUGUGAAGGAAGAAACACAAGGGAAAGGUGUUGAUGUUAUAUUGGAUAGUGUUGGAGGACCCUACUUUCAGCGUAACAUAGACAGCCUAAACUUUGAUGGGAGACUUUUUAUUAUUGGUUUUAUGGGUGGAUCAGUAACAGAAGUAAAUCUUUCGGGUAUGCUGGCAAGGCGCCUCACAGUGCAAUCGGCUGGGUUGCGCUACAGAAGUCUAGAAAACAAAGCUGCAAUUGUGAGCGAAGUGGAGAAGAAUGUUUGGCCAGCAAUCGUGGCAGGCAAGGUCAAACCAGUUGUGUAUACAUAUCUUCCAUUAUCCGAAGCAGCAGAGAGUCACCGGCUUAUUGAAACUAGCAAGCAUAUCGGAAAAAUACUCCUUAUCCCAUGAUACAUUGGAUGAUCUUUGUGUAUCAAGUGAAUGAUGAAGUGAUUGUGUACCUCCUCAUGAGCAUACUGUAAUAGAACAUAAUUGUGUUAUUUGUUUAAGUAUGACAUUUCUAUUAGUUAUGAACUUCAUUUACAUUUUGUACUUGGUAUCUUUUGUUUUUGUUUUUAAAUGUGUUGGAAUCUUGGUUUGUAUGUGAUCAAGGGAAGAAUUUGAAACUUGCGAAGGGAAAUUGUAAGAUUUUA